Molecule: messenger RNA, 2649 nt
Organism: Porites evermanni
Lineage: Eukaryota; Metazoa; Cnidaria; Anthozoa; Scleractinia; Poritidae
Source: the annotation of a GenBank genome assembly
UCAGUGAAUCUUUUUCUUUUUUCAGUAUCGUUCAAAGCAGUUUUUACAAACCUCGGUGCGAGUGGAAGACUGGGUCCAACUUCUCUAGGUAGUUAUUACAGUGGUCAGGAUCAUGACGGUCAAGUUACAUUGGUCAGCGGUAUUCAACAAUGGACUGUGCCUAAAACAGGUGACUACAGGAUAGAGGCAAUAGGAGCUGCAGGGGGAUAUGGCUUAAGAAGCAACAAUGGCCAGUAUCGCGGUAGAGGUGCCAGAUUGAGAGGAAAUUUUCGUUUAUCCAAAGGAGAAACAAUUCAAAUACUUGUUGGUCAAGAGGGAAGUAUAAACCUUAAUGGUAAUAGCUGUGGUGGUGGUGGAGGUACGUUUGUGGUGAGAGGGAGCAACAUACCUUUGAUAAUAGCUGGAGGAGGAGGAGGCAUGGAAACUGCUCAAUCAAGACAUUCAGGAUGCGAUGCCUCUACAGGGACAACGGGGAAUCCUGGGUACAGGUCAUGGUCAGGAGGGAGCGGUGGACACGGAGCAACGACCGCUGACAAUAACAACUCAGGUGAGCCGAGUGUGUUAAGAUGAGUAUAGUAGGGCCACCACGACAGUAAUCUUUGCUAAAUCUACAUGUAAAAUCUAACUAUAUCCGCCUUCUUCAAUGUGGAGGCAAACUUCACCGACGGAGGUAAAAGUCCCCAACUUUUUGUAUCAACUUCUUUUAGAGUCAUAAGAGAGACGUUAUAUAAAAAACAACAACAACAACAACAGCAACAAACAAACAAGAAUAACUCUAUCUCCCCUUAGGAUUCGAACUAAUGACAUCAAAGACAAUCAAUCAAUUUUUUUUUCAUCAAUUUUCUCAUUGCAAAGUUUGACUUUUUCGUGUCUCUUUUUCGGUUUGAUUAACGAAUACCAUCAAAUCCAUCGUAUGCUGACCAUUUUUUCAUAUCAAUUAAAACUUUGAAAAUAAAGGAACUUCACUCAUUAGCCUUCAUAGCUGCUUAAGACUUUCUUGCCAUGUUUCCUUAAGAUUCCUCAGAAGCAGUUAACAAUCUUCACGUGCUAAUAAAAUACUUGGAUACUUCAAGAGGAACACGAGGUUUAUACUUAGAACUGAAGUAAGGCGAACGCUAUACCUAGCCCUAGUUAGGCCACACUGAGUUUGGGAAAUGCCACCCAAAUUUGGGCCACGCAGUCCCUUGAGCUCAUUGUCAAGCUUGAGGGUAUCCAAAGACGCGCGACUAAGUUUAUCUUAAAACUGCCUUGUUCUUCUAAUAUAAGUUAUAAGGCUCGUUUACAAACUCUAAACCGAAUACCUAUUUGUUACUAGCAUAAACUUUUAGAUCUAACCUUUUUUUUUCAAAUUGACACACGGUCUUGUUAACGUUAACGUGAACCGCCUCCGUCCUACCUGAAGUUCGCACUCUGUAGACGCCCUAGAUCCUCAACCAAUGUUAAUAAAUGCAUAAUUAAGAAAUGUAAAAGUACUGCGUACCAGAAAUCCUUUCUUAUUAGAACUAGUAGAAUUUGGAAUUGUUUAGCGGAUGAACUAUUUGAGCUCAUCGACCUAAAUUUCCUUUAAAUCGGCCAUUUUUAAUUAUUAUAAGUCCGCGUUAGCUGUUUCCUAUGAUUGUGAAGACCCACGUUCGUUCAAGUCUAUCUGUUUAAAAUGUAAUAGUGCUCGUCCCUUGUCUCGUCCAAAACUUGUUGUAUGCAGCUGUAGUUUUUGUUGCAUCGCUGUGCUUUUUAAUGUUUCAUGUUUUUUUAUUAGUAUCCAGGCUCGCUAUAAUUGGCCACAGCUGUUGCGCGGUCUCCCUGCCAACGUUCUUUCUGUUUGUUUAUUUGUUUGUUUGUUUGUUUGUUUGUUUUUUUGGCGAAGCUAAUAAAAUAAGAAGUGUAUGUUAAAGUUAUUUAAAUACCAAUAAUUCAUGAAAUUAAUUUAUAUUUGCUAUAUUGUUCCUCAAGUAAAGGAAAUACAUGUAAAGGCAGAUAUUAUGAGAUAAAUACAUUCAAAGAUAUAGAAAUAAGACUAGGUUUUAAUGACCUGGAUUAACUCUGAUUGAAAUUGGUGGUAUGCAUUUGUAUUUAACAAAUAAAAAGGCAUAUGAUAAAAGUAACGCACAUCGAGGCCUAAAAUAUGGGUCGCUGAAAAGAAUUGUUAAUAUUAGAUUCCCAGUAUUAUAGAUAUCGGACAGGUGAUGUGAUUACUUUUAUCAAUAGAAUCUUAAUUUAUUUGUUAAAUGAAAAAAGCCUCUGCAAGAAAUCCACCAGCACAUGGUAACUGUUGUAAGUGAAGAGUUAUUUAAUGUUAUUGAUAUUUUAGGUGGAGGCGGUGGUGGAUUUUAUUCCAGUGGAAGAAGCUCAAAGCAGUUCGGAGGCUCAAUGGGGUAUGGCGGGGAAGGAGGCAAAGGAUUUCUUCAGGGAGGAGUGGGUGGAAGAGCCAGGGUAAACAAUGCUGUAGGCGGGUUUGGAGGGGGAGGUGGCGCUUAUGGAUCGGGAGGAGGUGCUGGAGGUGGAGGAGGCUACUCUGGGGGAAGUAGCGGGGAUAAUGAGAAUGACUCCUGUGGAGGAGGGGGAGGAUCUUACAAUGCUGGAAAGAAUCAGCAAAAUGAAUGCUGUUAUAAAACAGCUGGACAUGGUCAGGUGACCAUAACAUUGAUAUAG